ACCUAUGUAUUUAUACCGAAACGACGAAGAUUGGUUUUGUUAAAUUAUUUUAUAUUGUUUAUCUACGUAUACAGAAGGCCUACUUACAGUUUUUCUUACUAUCAAAAAUCACUAUUGUUAUUUCAGUGAAUAUUAAAUUUUUAGACCUAACGUUGAAAUAGUUUAAAUUUUAUAGAAUAAUUUGCGUCAAAACCGGUAUUUUACAAAAACAAAUUUAGUAUCUGUUACAUUUUGCAUUCUAAAUAUGAGUAACAAUAAAUCAGCAUUAUUUGCUUGUUCAAAAUGUUUUAAACGUUAUCCUUAUGAAGAAUUGUCUUCAGGACAACAAUUAUGUAAAGAAUGUCGAGGAUCAUAUCCAGUUGUAAAAUGUACCUACUGUCGAUCUGAAUUUCAGCAAACUGAUAAAUCAAAUACUAGUACAAUUUGCAAGAAAUGUGAACAAUUUGUUGUACAGUAUGGUAGACCUACUGCUUGUAGUUACUGUAAUAUUAUAGCGGCAUUUAUAGGACAAAAGUGUCAAAGAUGUGCUAAUUCUGAACGAAAAUAUGGUCCUCCUGUUACUUGUGAUCAAUGUAAACAAAAUUGUGCAUUUAAUAGAAAAGAUAUAGAUUGUGAACUACUUGAUGGCAAAGUGUUAUGUUGGCUGUGUACAUUAUCAUUUAAACGGGCCUUAGCAAAAACAAAAAAAACUGAAGCUGAAAUGAAACAAUUAGUAAAAAAACGUGAUGGAUCUAAAAUUAGAAAAAUAAAACAUAAUAAUGUAAUGAAAAUAAUGGAUGAUAGUGGACCUGAUUUUGCAUUACCACCACCAUCUAAAAUGCAUAGGAAUUCUCAUAGACAUCAUGUAGAUUCUAAUUCAUCAGACCAUGUAGUGGUGAUAACUGAACUUAAAGAACAAAUUGCUACAUUACAAAAACUUUCAAACCAAAAGGACUUUCAACUUUUGAACAAAGAUAAAUUAAUUUGUGAAUUAAAAGCAAAGCAUUUUACAACUGAAAAUGAAUUACGGACAAAGAUGAAUUCAGAUAAAAAGGAAUAUAGCAGAGAAGUAGAAAUGUUACAUAGUAAAAUUAAAACUUUGCAAAAAGAAGUAGCUACAUUAUCAAAAAGUGGUGGUAAGCGUGGGGUACAUCUACGUAAAGAACCAGAUAGUGGUAGUGGUACAGAUAGUCCAUCUGUGACUUAAAUCAG
Molecule: messenger RNA, 1191 nt
Organism: Daktulosphaira vitifoliae (grape phylloxera)
Lineage: Eukaryota; Metazoa; Arthropoda; Insecta; Hemiptera; Phylloxeridae
Product: protein FAM76A
Exons: 6
Coding region: 245-1186 (313 amino acids)
Source: RefSeq, a predicted model, not a curated record